Papaver somniferum (opium poppy) is the source of this 3894-nucleotide messenger RNA. RefSeq lists its product as uncharacterized. The transcript has 2 exons. Lineage: Eukaryota; Viridiplantae; Streptophyta; Magnoliopsida; Ranunculales; Papaveraceae. The record is from RefSeq and is a predicted model, not a curated record. Gene Ontology annotation, molecular function: catalytic activity. The coding region runs from base 2067 to 3125 and encodes 352 amino acids.
GAGACUAUUUUAACCAGUAAAUUUUUUCCACUGCAAAUAUAUAGAAUUUUGCAGAGUAAAAGACAUUAAAAUUCAAUCGAAUUUGUGAACUGUUUUGCAUCGCAUUGUUUACCCCUUUCUGGCAAAUUCCCUGUACGAUCUAAACAACUUAUUACGAUAAGAUAUAUGCAUAUUGUUAUAGUUGACUCAGGCUUCUCCGUUUCAAGCAAUUUGAGAUCUAAAUCCUCUGCAAAAUCUUCUGCAUGUUCAAUUAACAGGAUUAACUUCUCUUCAAUCUCUUAAAUAUUUCUAUUGAUUGAUUUAUUUGUCAUUUAUCUGAUCUUUUCCAUCUCUAUGUCAGGCUAAUUCCCUUGGUUUACCAGCCAUGUAGCCCCUUUAGGGGCCGUUUAAUCUACCGUAGAAUCUGUUUCUAUGGCGAUUUUCAUCCUCCUCAUCUUGCUGGUCGAGCGUGGUUGCAACUGUAUAAGCAGGGGUCUAAUUUUUUACCCUCAUUUUCCUAUGAAUCCGGAUCAAUUUUUAGGGGUCUUCAUCAUCCUCUUCAAAUCGGUAACAUCAUAGGUUAAUCUUUCAUGUUCAAAGCAAGGUUUGAUUUUUUAGACUCAUAACUUAUUCUAGCUUCAGGGGUUGCUAUUGAUCUUUAUCCAACUCUUUAUUAGCUGCUUUCAUUUUAAUUGGCUAAUAUUCCCUUUCUCAAGUUGUCCUGGUUAACCGAUGGGUCUUUAUCUCCUAUCCAAUUUCGUUAUCAUCUUUUUAAUUCAAAGUUUCCCUGUUCAGAAAUUAAUGGUUGUACUGUCCGUGAUCAAAUCCACUUGAUGCUUGCAUAAGAGUGUCUGUUUAUGUUAGAGUUCUCCAAGUCCUGCUUUUUGUCAUUUUUAGUUUCUUCAUCAUAUUACAUGUUUGUUUUAUUGCUCCAAAGAAGCGUUUUUUAGUAUUGCUGGCGUUAAAGCUCCAAUCGUUGUCGACUUUCCCAAGUUCUCCCUCCAUGUGGCUAAUUAUUUUGGUACUGUGUCGGAUCAAUGUUUUAAGGUCCGGUCUCUUUGUUUUCAUCUAAAAUAGUUUCUCCCCGUGGUUUUUUCGCAUUUGAGUCGACUGACGGUAAUUUUCUCCGCUGUUUACUUUCUAUUCUGGUGUUCGAUCAGACUAAUUUUCGUCUAGUUUCAAGGUUUUUUCUGUAGAAUAGUUAUCUUCAGCGGUUUUCUUUUUAAUAUUGGCCAGCUAUACCCAUCUAUCAUCCUUUGGUUUUUGUCUAAGUUAUGCUAUUGCAUAGUCUCAUGGAAUGGCUCCUUCUUUUGAGACAUUUUGUCUUAGUGUUUUUCUUCCCUUAAUCAUUUAUGUCUGGAUCUGUUUAGCUGACAUUUUAAACCUCCCAGCAAUUUUUUAGAACCUUCUUUUCUCCUUUAGCCAAUUUAUGAUGCAGCUUUUAAGCAUUUUAAAUUUAAAUAUUUCGGUAGCUUUCCCCUAUUUCUUCUGAUCUCGACAAUGAGUUUGAGCAUCUUGCUAAAUCAAUUUAUUUCUAUGUGAUGUGACCUUUUGAUUGGUAUAUGAGUUAAUUCUGGUCCCCAACAGUUGCUUCCUCUUUGGCAAUUAAUCCCUACGCUCCCUCGCCUUCUCUUUAACAGAUACUACACAGUUUUAACAGUCUACUUAAGGUGGUUACAGGGUCGGUAAACUGUUUCUUUAAUCCUGUUAAUUUAAGUUUAUUUCUUUUGCCAUCUUAUUACUCAGAUUUAAUCUCCUUUGAUUCCUUCUUUGCUGUGAGUGUUAUCUGUAUUGGCUUCAUCCUAAUUAACUAGACUUUCUCUGUUUAGUUCUUUAUUUUCCUCUGAUGUGUCUUUUUUAGGUCCAUGCUCCUCGCCUUCAUCACUACUGCUCUUUUUCUUGUUCCCUGUGUUAAACCGAUCUUUAAUAUUGUCCUAAUUUCUUGUCAAGUUUUAUUUAUUUUCUCAUCUUGUUCUAUCCAUCUCUACUAGUUGUGUUUGAACUCCUUUUUUCUAGUUUGCAUUACUCCUGUCCUUUAGCCAGAUAAAAUUCUCACUAAUUUUAGUAGUGUAGCUUUGUCUAGCAAGAUGAAGCUUUUGUCUUGCAACGUACAGGGUAUAGGUACUCCUCUCACUAAAGACCAUUUACAAUACCUUUGCCAAUUAUAUAACCCUGAUAUAGUGUUUCUAGCCGAGACAAAAGCUCCGCUGUCUCGGAUGGAUUUAUUCUUUAAAAAAUCCAAGUUUCAUGACUGGUUUAUCAUUCCGUCUGUGGGAAUAGCAAAAGGGUUAGCGAUCGCCUGGCAUAAUAUUAUUGAUAUGAAAUUGGUAUGCCUGCAUAAUAAUAUCGAUAUGAAAUUGGUAUCAACAAAAUAUAAUGUGUGUCAUUUUGAAACAAGUCUAGGUGACGAGAAGAUUUUCAUCACUUGUGUUUAUAGAGCUAUUGAUACUGAUGAAAAAAUCAGGCAAUGGAAUUAUAUUUCAGAAAUGGCCCAGCAAGUGAAUAAACCUUGGGCUCUAAUUGGCGACUUAAACAUCAUUCUUGACCCAGAUGAAAAGCAAGGGGAAAAUAAGGCUAGCUCUAGCAGCAAGACAAUCAUCAUCCAGACAAUUGACUUCAUAGGACUACAAGAUGCGGGAUAUGAAGGCGCUCCAUUCACAUGGUCAAACAACAGAAAAGGAGAAGUGAACAUUUGCGAAAGAAUUGACAGAGCAUUGACCUCAUUUCUAUGGUCUCAAAAAUUCCCGGACGCCAAGAUCUGGAGAAUUCAAGCCAUCCCAAGAAUUAGACUUCUCAUCUGGAAAAUAGCACAAAAAGUUCUACCAACGUCGGCUAGAUUGGGUGCUCACAAUAUGGAAAUAGACCAGAUUUGUCAAUUAUGUAACAAUCAAGCGCAAGAAACGGAAGCUCACCUUUUUUGCGAGUGUCCAUUUGCAAGAGCCGUCUGGUUUGGUCUAUCACUACAAAACGUUAUCACUAUAAACUCCCACAACACAAUUAUUGAUUGGAUUAAAUGGUGGAUUACGGAAGCGAAUUUGAGCCAAAUUCAGGUAAAAAUAUCCACCACAAUUUGGUUCAUUUGGAAAUACAGAUGUUCGGUAGUUUUCGAAAAAAUCCACCCAAACCCGGUCAGUUUAAUAGGAUAAAUCAAUAGUUUCUUAAAUUCCGCCCCGUUAAAUACCCUUCAAAGCAACAAGCAGAAUCUGGAGAGAAUAUCAAUCAACAAUUAUUGGUCCAACCUAAAUUCGGAUUGGAUAAUCUUCAUUGAUGUUUCUUAUAAAAAAGAGGAUUCUUCGAUGGGAUACGCUUUCAUCCUAUACUCUACUGAUGAGGAGACUUUCAUGCAUCUUUCUGCGGGUUCGGAGUGGGCAACGUCAGCUUUCCAUGCAGAAGCAAAGGCCUUGCUAAAGGCUGUUACAUAGUUAAAAGAAAAUAUUUUAUCAAGUGUAUUCAUUGUAACAGACUGCAAACCUCUGGCAGAUAACUUAAACAAGAUGCCGACAGAUUCAUCGUGGUCAGCAGAAAAUACCUUGCAAGAAAUAAGGAUAAUAUUGGGCGAUCUACCUCAAGCUAAAGUGACGUAUAUAAAGAGAAAAAACAACAAGGCAGCGGACUACAUCGCUAAGGAGGCAAGGAUUAAAAGACUACAACACAUGUCGGAAAACCUAUUUCAAAGACUUGAUAAAUCUAGCAUUGAUUCUAACACCUUUGAUAAAAAUAAUCUUGGAAAUAUUUUGUACUACAUUUGCUAGUUUUUAAUAUAUGAGUUGUUCCAUCAAAAAAAAAUAAUUACCUACUAUACGAUGGAAAAUCGUCUGACGAUCAUAAAAUGUACUAAAUAAAAAAGAAUUACAGUAUUUUGCUUGAUGGGAUGAAGUGGGGGUAUUCGUAGUCUUAAAAAAAAUUGAACUCGAC